This is a messenger RNA of Rubroshorea leprosula, 556 nucleotides long. NCBI's taxonomy places the organism in Eukaryota, Viridiplantae, Streptophyta, Magnoliopsida, Malvales, Dipterocarpaceae. The record is from the annotation of a GenBank genome assembly.
GUGCACGCCCUUUCGUUCUGCCCGCCAGUCCGCAGCAGUAUGGUUUUGGGGAUGUGUGCGGCCCUGAACCUGAAUCCAGCGGGCAGGUCCUUUGGUGCUUUUCGCAGGUUGCUCAGCCUGCCCGGGAUCGUUGUGCUUUCCCAUUCCCCAGUCAGCGGCCGAUCUGAGAUACUGCUCACCACGUCCCCCACCCCUUCUUCACGGCUGGGUGUCUCUUCGCUAGACGAGCUGCUCGGCAACGCACCACGGUGGUCGUCACCGUUGUCGCUGGCGCUGGAACUGGCGCUGUUCUCAGACGCCGUUGUUUCCGGUACAUCCUGCAACUACGACGGCACUAUCAUCGUGAUAGGCUCCACUGACAAAACCCCCUCCUCUUCUCCCUCUCUGCCCUGGUUACCUCGUUGCUCUGUGAGUUCUCUCAAUGAAACCAUUUUUACCUGAAAUGGAUGUGAAGUCGAUUCGGUGUGCUGUUCUUCAGGCUGGAGCGUUUCGCUUCAGAGAAUUUUUGGGAAAGUUUAAGCAAAUGCAAAAUUGAAAAUGAAAAAGGGAAACGGUU